Molecule: messenger RNA, 1844 nt
Organism: Arabidopsis arenosa
Lineage: Eukaryota; Viridiplantae; Streptophyta; Magnoliopsida; Brassicales; Brassicaceae
Source: the annotation of a GenBank genome assembly
AUUGGAUUUUAGUGCGUCUCUCUCUGCUCCCGGCGGAUCGGCGACCACCGUCUUCUUUCCUUUUAUCCACUCUCUACAGCUUUUUUUCUCAAGUGUUUCUCUCUGGUUACUUACUUCCUACAGCUUUGCUAGAAAUUGAAAAUUAGAAUAUUAACCCCUAAUCCCAAAAACCUCGGAAUGUCGGAAAUGGCGAGUGACGAGGAAGAAAAUAUCAUUCCUUUCCAGCUCCAGUUCGACAAGCCCAUACCUUUUCAGAUUAAGAUAGCUGAGUGGAACCCGGAGAAGGAUUUAUUGGCAAUGGUUACUGAGGACUCCAAGAUUUUGCUGCAUCGAUUCAAUUGGCAGAGAUUAUGGACUAUUUCUCCAGUGGAAUGCAAUUUGAAGAAAGCCUGUUACUUCUUUAUGUUGCGUCCUGAUGGUAAAGCCAUAGCUGUUGGGCUUGAGGAUGGAACCAUUGCGCUUCACGAUAAUGGGAAGCUAUUAAGGAACUUAAAGCCCCAUGAUGUAGCUGUCGUGUGUCUUAACUGGGAGGAGGAUGGACAAUCCAAUACUGAUGAAAGUGGUAGUCUCUUAAACUCAACUAUGAUGGCAAGAGGGACCGAUGGAACGGUUAUGAUUCUUCAACCUACCAUCGCGUGCAAGAGCUUUAUGACGCUAAGAAGACGCACCGAUUGGGAUGAAGAAGAUGAUGACUUAAGAGUCGACGAAUCCAAGGUUGACGGGAGCAAGCAGAUGGACUUUGCAAAGGUUGAAAAGCGCGUUCGAUCAACUGGUGGUGGUAGCACAGGAACCGUAAGAAAUCUGCGUAUCAGAGAAGACAAAGCUAAAUACCUGUAUAACCUUGAUGCUGACUCCGCCCAUUAUGACCCUAAGAGUCGGUCCAUGCGUGAAGACCCGCUCCCAGAUGCAGAUCCAAAUCAAAAAUUUUAUUCGGGAGAUAAUGGAUAUAGAAACAGUGACCACGCUCUAGAGUUCAAACAGCUGAACAUCCUCUCAUGGGAAGCAUUUGACAUGAUACAGGACAUGCAUAUGCAAGCGGCUCCAUCCCGAGCUGAAUUCCUCUACAAGAAGGUCAAAGCGGGAAAAGACAAACUGAAGUCUCAGACUAAGGACGCAAUCAUGGGAAAGUAUGGGAAUGCAGCUACGCAAGAUGAAAUUCCAAUGGAGCUUCUGCUUGGGCAAAGCGAAAGACAAGUUGAGUAUGACAGAGCAGGGAGGAUUUUAAAGGGACAGGAGGUGGUGGUACUGCCCAAGAACAAAUACAAAGAAGAUGUUCAUGUAAACAACCACAAUAGCGUUUGGGGCUCAUGGUGGAAAGGCCAUAAAUGGGGAUAUAAAUGUUGCCAGCUGACCGUUCGCAACAGUUACUGCACAGGGAACGCAAAGGAGGUUGGAGAAAAGAGAAUGGCCACGUGGGGAACCGAUAUUCCUGAAGAUGUGGAACUGAGCGAGGAGGCACUUGCAAAUGCUCUUAAAAAGGAGGAUGAGCGUAAGAGGGAAGAAAAAGAUGAGAGGAAGCGGAAAUACAAUGUCAAAUACAACAACGAUGUGACUCGGGAAGAGAUGGAAGCUUACAGAAUGCAAAGAGUUCACCAAGAUGAUCCAUUGAAAGCUUUGUCAUCUAGCUCGGGCAGUUCCAAAAGAAGAAGACGAUGCGCUUCAAAGUUGGCUAUUACGAUUUACGACGAAGUCACACAUUCUGACUGGAAAUUCUAAAAACAUCCUAGGAAGAAGAUUGCGAGUCAUGCCAUUGCCAAAGCACUGUGUUUCUUCGAGAUAGUUAUUUCCAAUGUUAUUUUGAUGUGUUUCAGAUCCAUCUGACCUAACAAAAUCACUUUUUCAAG